GUGCGGUGGUUGAUCGGUGUAAAGUGCAACGUGAUAAGUGAACUGCCGCGGGGUAGAAGGGGGCGUUGUAGGCAAAGGAUGGUAUGGGUUAAAAACUGAAGAGGACGAAUAGCAUUGCACCAUUCUUUCUGCCAUCUGAAAACUGAAGCACAGAAAAAGGAUGCUAGCUUGUUGUGCCUAAGGUGCACUUCUCCCGAGAGUCCCCUAUACAAUGUCUCCCGAUUGGUAUUGUGCCGUGGACGGGGGUAGGGCGAAGAUGAGGAAGCAUAUUUUGCAAACAUAGAUUAAGCACUUGUCUGCCGGAAGGGGGGAAUGAAACAUAAACUGUACCGGUGCACGUGUCUCGGGCGUCUGUAUCGUUUGCAUUAUUGAUUUUUUGCUGUUGUUUCGCUGAAGGAUACAAACACAGUCGUCCUCCUGUGCUUGCCUUUCCGUAAAGGAAGAGUGAAAAUGUAAAAUAUAAUCCUGAGAUGUCUCGGCUCAGUGUGCCAUAAUGGUGCAUUCUUGCUCAUUAGUGUAUGUAUUUCCACCCAUUUCGUACUUAAGCGUCGUUGAAGUAUCACUCCACAAUGUGCCUCUAGCCCUGAAGGCAGUUCCAUUCUACGGUUGUGCUGUGCGUAAAGUGAUGUUUGGGGAAUUCGGUACGACAAAACCUGCUUCCGGAUGGAAGCAUCGAGCCAUUCGUUACCAUCUCGAAUCGUAGCAACCAGAGAUACCAUCUAAGCACCAUAUCGCAGUAACCCACGUGAACAAGUUCAUGGGUAUCAGCAGUCGUCGUAAGUCCUUCGCUGCACUGCUCCGGAGGUAAGGCAGGUUCGAUCUGCUCGCAAAACGCUUCCAGCACUCUAGUGGCGCUGCAGCAGCUUCUCGGGCGAUGGCUUACAUUACGCAGAAGCAAUUUAUCCACCCAUCGUUCUGGAACGAAGACCCAAAGCUACCGAGUCGGAAGCGCAGCGAGGGGGUCCUCAAAUCGUACAGCUCGUGCUCCGAUACCCGUGCCUGGUCGCUGGAUCUACAGAAACAGUCACAAUUCAUCACCGACGUUGCUCACCGAGUCUUAUCACAGGCGGGCAAGGUGCCACUGCAUUCGUUUUCCGGGGCCGAACUAACGAAGGACUAUCUGGUGCGGCUCGAUGCCGACAGCUUGGCCGACUACAUACUGAGUUUGCGGAGCGAAACCAAACGCAAUGCCGAUACGAUAGAGAGCCUGAACGAAACGAAAACGAAUCUCAGUAAUCAGAACGAGGUACUGUCGGAGAAGCUGACCGUACUGGGGGAAGAAAACAAGCAGCUCCACGAUGAGAUCGAGCGGAUUGGGCGAUGCCAGGAGCAGCAGAAGGCCACGAACACGUUCGACGAGGAGGAGCUAAUUGAAAUUAGCAAACAGAUUUUUGAUUUAAGUGAACGAAAUGAGGAUCUCGAGGACGAGAUACGGGAUCUACGAUUUCGGCUGAACGCGCGCCAGCCAGCCGAAUCAUCCCAAGGUGACCAUGGCGACCACCAGGCGACGCUGGAGGCGGAGAACAAUUUCCUUAAAUUUAAAUCUCACGAGUACGAAAAACUGGAGAGUGAGCUGUGUCUGUUUAAGGCAGAGUUCGAUAGCUUAAAGCAGCAAAAGCGUGAACUAACGGCAGAGGUGCAACGGUUACAGCGUUACCGUGUUCGGUCGGCGGAACUGAAAAAGGAGUUGACCGAGGAGCUGCAGAACCGCGAAGUAUGUGAAGAACAGAUCGAACUGCUAGUGAACAUGUAUGAACAGCAAUCGGUUGAGCUGAACCAGUUAAAGGAUCAAAUGAAAUCAUAUAACCCCAGGUCGGAAGAAGCUCCGUACGACGAAUCGGUCGAUGGAAACAAUGAUUCGGAGGUUUCCAUUGUCGAGGCGAGGUCGGUUCAAGGCGAAGGUCGGAUUCGUACAACGCAACCGUGCCAGAGCUGCGUUGAGUACGCUCGCAAGACACAACAGCUGGAGGAACAAAUCCAAACGCUUCAACAGCAGCAGCAAGUUGUAGCUGCGUCUGUCCCAAUCUCUGAAUCCCAGCAUGCAGCAACAGCAGACACGUCUGUGUUGGAGCUUCAGAUAGAGGACCUCCAGCGGGAGCUCAACGACUGCCAGACGCGUUUGAAGGAAGCAACCGAACAAUAUGCUACGUUGCGCGAAAGUUCCUUGGCCGACUGUCAAGAACUGGGCCGGUUGAAGCUGCAAUUGGACCAAAUGGCACGAGAUGGCUCGGGCGGCACCACUGACGCCAGCAAAUUGACGGAAUUUGAGGCCAAAUUGAAGAAAUUGCAGGAAGAGAACGAAACGCUUCGCAAUCAGCUUGCCGUUGGCUUGCCGACAAAGGACCAACAACCGACCGAGGGUGGUCCUUCGGAUUGUUGUGCCGAUAAGGAAAAACAAAUCGCGGAUUUGGAGGAAACGGUAUCACGCCUAAAGUCAGCCACAAGUGAUAAGCAACAAACGUUGGCCGAAGUGGAGACACUGCGUGUGAAAAAUGCGACCCUAGAGCAACGGAUAGCGGCGCUAGAAAAGCAGCUGGAAACAGCUGACCAGCGGGCGAACGAAGUGCAACGUGCCCUGGAUGCUCAGCUAUCGGGACAACCGGGUGGGGAUCGUUUGAGUGCCUGCCUGACCGAGCUCACUACCGAGAAGAACGAAAUCAUCGAACGGUUGAAGGAUGAGCUGGAAUCCUUGCAGACGGCUAAAUCCAACAUGGAGGUCGAUCUUCGCGCAUGCCAGAAGGAGUGUCAGGAGCUUCGCAAUAUGCUGGAGCACAAUGGGGCAGCUGCUGAAGAUGUGGAAACUAUGGAGCAAGAAGCGGAACCGGACGAAUUGCUGUCACCUAAAGAGGAACUCGCAUCCCUAGUAGACGAGAAGGAAGGUGAUGGUCAACCGGAAGCGGCUACAAGUGGUGAAGCAGAUGACGAAGUUCCUGUUCAGGAUGUAGAGGAUGAGGCUUCGGAGGAUGAGGCCCUGUUCGUGGUGAAGCAAGCUGACCAGUCCCGUUCACGUUCGGUGGAUCGAUGCAAGAAGGGCAACCGCGUGAUCCAUGCACUAGCCGUCAAGAUAGUGGACGAUGGCAUCGAGGUGCUGCUGGUGGCGGAACUGUAUGUGUUGCUGCGUGAAGUGUGCAGUGUCAUCGCGCACAAGAACGCCAUCCUGGGUAGGAAUGUGACGGUGCUGGCCAACAGUAUGUCCGAGUGCUGGCAGGUCAUUACCGAUGCCCGGGUCAUGAUGGACAAAGAGAUCGAACGAACGGAACCGAUGGUACCGCGUAGCGAAGGAAUCGAUGUCCGAGUCACCUGUCAUGGUGGUGAUGGUCGUGCUGCGAGCCAGCAACCAAGGCAAUCCUGUGCCGUACCGCUACGCCAAACACGCUCCGUCGAGAGCGACGAGUGUAAACAGUUUCCGACCAAUUUAGAAACUCGUAGGCGUCGCUGUACCCUGAAGUGGAAGGAACCGGGCGCCAAGCGAACAAAUCGAUGAUUGUGAUGCCCAGAAGCCAAUGGCUAACUCCUGGACUUGGACUCAAAAUUGUUGCAUGUUUCAAAGUAUAUUUCUCAAUAAAUUUACCGACUUUUGUAGACGAAAUUUGCAAGUAAUGUGCAUUAAACUAAACGCAUUCCAAUGAAUGUUCAG
Molecule: messenger RNA, 3637 nt
Organism: Anopheles darlingi
Lineage: Eukaryota; Metazoa; Arthropoda; Insecta; Diptera; Culicidae
Product: interaptin-like
Exons: 4
Coding region: 875-3484 (869 amino acids)
Source: RefSeq, a predicted model, not a curated record